AUGCAUACAGUCAAUACCCGCCAGCUUUUUUCAGGUACCAGCCUGGUGCUAACGGAAGACGGGCAGUGGGGCGGCGAGAUGCCCAACGGAACCUUCACGGGCAUGAUAGGCAAAGCAAACGGGAAGGCUCACUUUGCAAUCAACGAAAUUACGAUCACAGCUCCGCGAGAAAGAAUCAUCGACUUCACUCUGCCUUAUUUCCUAGAGUCAACGGCUAUGUUGUCCAGAGCCCCAGCCGAAAAGAAUAAAGCUUUCGCCGUCUUCUCGCCUUUUACAGGGGAGGUGUGGCUCCUGAUCUUCGUCACGACUUUGAUCAUGGGACCGAUCAUCUCGGGAGCCACUCGAAUCCGCAGCAUCUACCACCACUACGACCCGAGUCAGCUACACUCCGUGUCCGAGUUGGCCUUCCAGAGCUACAGGUCCCUGGUAAUCCAGGGGUGCUCUCUCGAUCCCCUAGGGUGGUGCCAGCGAAGUCUCCUUCUCAUGUGGUUCUUCUUCUGCUUCAUCAUUUACGCCCUGUACGCAGGGACGCUCACAGCCGUCCUGGCUAUCCCGUCCUACGAGAAACCAAUCGAUUCCCUGACAGAUCUCCUGGUCGCCAUCGACAAAGACGGUUUUAAACCGAGCGUCGUCUUUGGGACAAGCAACGAAUUCAUCUUCAGCUUGGCCACGAGCGGAAUUUACAAGGAGAUCUGGGACAGAUUCGAUAAGAAAGAUGGUUUCGUUUACAGCUGGGACGAAGGAGUUGCGAAGGUACUGACGGGGAAGUACGUCUACAUGAACGCCUACCUGGGGGCCCUGAUCAGGGCCAAACGAAGGGGCCUUCACAAAUAUUACUUCGGCAGGAACACCUUCUAUCCUCAGAGUUACAGCAUCGCCUGCACCAGUGGCUCACCCUACAAGACACUAUUCGAUACCUUCCUCGUCAGGAUGACCUCAGCUGGACUCGUCCGGAAGUGGACGAAGGACGAGGUCGACAAGGUCAGGUCAGACGACACGGGGGGAGCGGGGGGCCCCGGGGCGAUCACCCUGGUGCAGCUGCAGGCGUCCUCUUCAUCGUCGUCAUGGGAUACGGCCUGGCAGCCGUGGCCUUCGUCGGAGAGAGGAUUAAGAGCGCUUUCUUCGAUCCUCCGCGGAUCCUCGGGGCUGAGGGAGAGGACUCGGCCCAAGAUGAAUGGGUAUCCCAGGGUUAAAGGAUGGCAGUAG
This is a messenger RNA of Macrobrachium nipponense, 1206 nucleotides long. RefSeq names its product glutamate receptor ionotropic, kainate 5-like. Gene Ontology annotation, molecular function: ligand-gated monoatomic ion channel activity. Lineage: Eukaryota; Metazoa; Arthropoda; Malacostraca; Decapoda; Palaemonidae. The record is from RefSeq and is a predicted model, not a curated record. Gene Ontology annotation, cellular component: membrane.